This is a messenger RNA of Onychostruthus taczanowskii (white-rumped snowfinch), 2561 nucleotides long. RefSeq names its product splicing factor 3b subunit 2 (gene SF3B2). The transcript has 16 exons. The record is from RefSeq and is a predicted model, not a curated record. Gene Ontology annotation, biological process: mRNA splicing, via spliceosome. Bases 48 to 2297 code for a protein of 749 amino acids. NCBI's taxonomy places the organism in Eukaryota, Metazoa, Chordata, Aves, Passeriformes, Passeridae. Gene Ontology annotation, cellular component: U2-type spliceosomal complex; U2 snRNP; catalytic step 2 spliceosome.
CGCGCUCUCUGAUUGGCUGCGACGCGCUCGGUGGCGGCCGGGCCAAGAUGGCGGCGGAGCGCGCGGACGCGGCGGCGGCGGCGGCCGGGACCGGGGAGCCCCUCAGGGACUCGCGAGCCCCCGAGCGCUCCCCCUACGCGGGAUGGGCCCACCCCGAGCUCCAGGCCACGCUCGCCGGCAUCGGAGCCCCCGCGCAGGGGACCCGUGAGGAGCUGCUGGAGCGGCUCCAGGCCUACACCCUGUGGCCCCCCCUGACCCCUUCUGCCCCUCGCCAGCUGCCCCCAGCGCUGCCCCUGCAGCACCCCCUGGUGCCCCCCCCUCCCCCGCCGGGGCUGGGGCUCGGCUUCGGGCUGGGGGGGCCCGUGGGGGGGGUCCCGGUGCCGCCGCCGCCCCCCCCCGCGGGGCUCUCCGAGGAGGAGCGGCUGACGCUGGCCCAGCAGCAGGCGGCCAUGCUGCUGCAGGAGGAGCGGGCGCAGGGCCAGCACCCGUUUGGGGACAAAGCCAAGGAGCAGGAGCUGCUGGAGCAGCAGAAACGGGUGAGGGGGGCACCCCUGGGUUUGGGGGGGCACCCCUGGGUUUGGGGGGGCACCCAGGGACGGGGGGGUGGGACUUCUGGGUCUGGGGUCUCUUUAGGGUGGGAAGGGGUCUGUGGGGCCGAGGACUCCGGGGUGGGCCCCAAGAUCCCGCAGGCGCUGGAGAAGAUCCUGCAGCUCAAGGAGAGCCGCCAGGAGGAGCUGGUGACAGUCCCGGGGGUCUCGGCCGAGGACGAGAUGGAGACGGAGCUGCGAGCGUCGGCGUCGGCCUCCGAGGCUGAGGAGGACACGGGGACAUCCAAAAAGGAGCGGAACCGGAAGCGCCGGAACCGCAAGAAGAAGAAGCGGGGGAGGGGCGGGGCCCGGGAGGGGCCCCCAACCCCGACCCCCCCCCGGGGGGACCCCGAGCCCCCCGCCGGGGACGCCCCCGAGGUGGAGAUCGAGUACGUGAGCGAGGAGCCCGAGAUCUACGACCCCAACUUCGUCUUCUUCAAGAGGAUCUUCGAGGCCUUCAAGCUGACGGACGAGGUGAAGAAGGACAAGGAGAAGGAGCCGGAGCGGGCAGAGCGAGCCGAGAGCGCCGGAGCGCCCCGGAAAAAGGGACCCGAGGAUGGCACCAGGGGCAGCGACGGGGACAGCUCCGAGGACGAGCAGGAGAAGAAGCAGGAGGUCCCCAAGCUGUCCAAGAAGAAGCUGCGGCGCAUGAACAGGUUCACGGUGGCCGAGCUGAAGCAGCUGGUGGCCCGCCCGGACGUGGUGGAGAUGCACGAUGUCACCGCGCAGGACCCCAAGCUGCUGGUGCACCUGAAGGCCACGCGGAACUCGGUGCCGGUGCCGCGGCACUGGUGCUUCAAGAGGAAAUACCUGCAGGGCAAGAGGGGCAUCGAGAAGCCGCCCUUCGAGCUGCCCGAGUUCAUCAAGCGCACCGGCAUCCAGGAGAUGCGCGAGGCCCUGCAGGAGAAGGAGGAGCAGAAGACCAUGAAGUCCAAGAUGAGGGAGAAGGUGCGGCCCAAGAUGGGCAAGAUCGACAUCGACUACCAGAAGCUGCACGACGCCUUCUUCAAGUGGCAGACCAAGCCCAAGCUGACCAUCCACGGGGACCUCUACUAUGAGGGGAAGGAGUUUGAGACGCGGCUCAAGGAGAAGAAGCCGGGAGAUCUCUCGGACGAGCUGCGGAUCGCGCUGGGCAUGCCCGUGGGGCCGGUGAGGGCAACCAAGGAGGAGGAGGAGGAGAUCGACCGCACGCCCUGGGGGGAGCUGGAGCCCUCGGACGAGGAAUCCUCAGAGGAGGAGGAGGAGGAGGAGAGCGACGAAGAAAAACCAGAUGAGACCGGCUUCAUCACCCCUGCCGACAGUGGGUUGAUCACCCCGGGGGGCUUCUCCUCCGUGCCGGCCGGGAUGGAGACCCCGGAGCUGAUCGAGCUCCGCAAGAAGAAAAUCGAGGAGGCCAUGGACGGGGGGCGUGGAGGUGGCCCUGUCCCCAAUGUCCCCAUGGUGUCCCCGCAGGUGAUGGGCCGCAAGGGCCCGGUGGCCGAGGCCCAGGGGGUGGAGGUGGCGCUGGCCCCCGAGGAGCUGGAGCUGGACCCCACGGCCAUGACGCAGAAGUACGAGGAGCACGUGCGCGAGCAGCAGGCGCAGGUGGAGAAGGAGGACUUCAGCGACAUGGUGGCCGAGCACGCCGCCAAGCAGAAGCAGAAGAAGCGGAAGGCGCAGCCCCAGGACGCCCGCGGGGGGGGCAAGAAGUACAAGGAGUUCAAGUUUUAGCUGUCACCAGUGUCCCCUCGCUGUCCCCUCGCUGUCCCCUCGCUGUCCCCUCGCUGUCACCGCCCUGUCACCGCCCUCUGCCACCCCGCAGGGCGCUGGUGCCACCCCGGGAUCGGGGGAUGUCACCCCCGCUGUCACCUGGGGCCGCGGUCCCGGUGUUGGGGACAGUGUGGUGGCACUGUCCCCGUCCCUGUCACCUGUCCCUGUCCCCAGCGUUGUCCCCGUUGUUUUGUAAAUAAAAGGUGGCGUCCCCACCGAAGCCUG